Messenger RNA from Felis catus (domestic cat), 4997 nucleotides. It is a transcript of the gene VGLL4, whose product is annotated as vestigial like family member 4. NCBI's taxonomy places the organism in Eukaryota, Metazoa, Chordata, Mammalia, Carnivora, Felidae. Gene Ontology annotation, molecular function: transcription coactivator binding. The record is from RefSeq and is a predicted model, not a curated record. Gene Ontology annotation, biological process: negative regulation of DNA-templated transcription. The coding region runs from base 1801 to 2433 and encodes 210 amino acids. The transcript is spliced from 4 exons.
GUUAGGAAAAUAAUUUCCUAAUUUGUCGUUUGCUUUUCAACAUUAAUGUGUUUUUGAAAUAGAGAUGUUUAAAAUUUGGAAGUGGUUGAAUCAAUCUUUUCUUUAAUGGAAAAGGCUUCUAGAGUGUUCUGGAAGGGACUGCAGUGUGUUGGUUAGUACCUUGUAACACAUAUAUCUGUGCUGUUUUGAUGGUAGGAUCAUUGUGUCUGCUAAAUACAUGUUAGCUGUGAACUGGAGAGAAGCGUAUCGUUUGUGUAUUACUUCACUAGUUCAUUUUACCCAGCAUUUCCCAAGUGCCUACUUUGUGGGUGGCAUGGGGGAUGUGGGUGUGCAGGGAAGGAGUCAGCCCUGGCUAGGGGAGGGGACCUAGCUGUGCCUGAAGAAGUGCCAGGUGGUGGUGUGAGGGCAGGGGCACCGCCUGCCUUUUCCUGACUUGUCUGCUUUCUCCCUCCCUUGCCCCUCAAGGACAUCUUUCACCGUCAUUCAGCACUGUGAAUGGGCCAGAGUGCUUUCGGUAUUUGUUUUAAUAGCCUCUUGUUGGGUACCAUAAGUAAGCUCUGAAAUCAGAAGUUUAAAUUCUGUUUUUAUUUAACCAUUUUACCAGAUGUUUCCUGUGGUUUGACAGAUGUACCAUUUACUCGAAAGUUACACUCCUGAGAUUUUGAAUGUUAUGGACACUGUUGCUAUAGACAAUGAUUCUGUCAGGGCAGGAUUUGGAAGACAACUUUCGAAUCAUUUUUGAGUUGAAGAUGUGUGUUUACCCAGAACAGAAAUGCCGGUCUUCAUAAUCCGCUUCUCCUUUCUCUGUUAGCAUCCUGAUCUCCGGUUUAUGAAAGACUGUAAGCUGUUAAUUAGAGUUUGUUCCAAUAAACACUGUUGUGCCUCAGUGGGGAUUACUUUCUGAAAGCAGCCGGACUCCGGUACCUCCAGGUUUUGUUUGCAAAACUCACCUGGGUCAAAACGAACUCAGAUGGUGGGCAGGAGAUGAUUCAAAGUGGGUUGAAAAUCUGGCUUGAUGCCCCUGUUGGUGGGCCCCUUGACGCUGGGGUACUGUCGAUGGAGACGGCUGCAGACAUGGUAGUUUUUUGCACCCACUGAAUGCCCAUGAAGAGAAAAGCAAGUACUGCUGGGGUACCUUUGCCUCCCCCCUGCCCACAGUCAGCGUUUCUCUGCAGCCCGAGUCCUAACAGAAAAGAGCCUCUGAUCCAGGAUUCUGCUGGUGGGAGGAAAGCAGAAGGAAGUUGCUUCCUACGAAACACAAGUGAGACCGAGUUGUGGCUGCAGUGCAGGAAAAAUGGGGAUUUCUGACAUUCCUUCACUGAGGGCCCAGAUGCAAGGGGUGCCAUGGAGGUGCAUGCAUGGUGCCGUCAGGGCUGGCUCCCUUCUCCAGCAACCUUCCUCUCCUGUGUUUUGUUUAGCCUUAUUUAGAGUUUUAUAAAAGCCUUAUGCUAUGGAAGAUGGAGAAACAAAGAAAGAGGAAAUCGCAUGCUAUAAUUCUGACAGCACAUCUAUUUGCGCACGAAAUGGAACUGUAACGAUGCAUGUAACGUUUUGGCAAGACCCCCUCUGUAAAUAAACCCUCCCAGGAGUUACUAACCUAUCCCAGGACCCACAGGAAACUUUUCCUUGCAGUGUGGGGGCAGGCAGGCCCCUUACCUUGCAACUCUCCUCCUAGACGGGGACUCUUAUUCUGACAGGCGAUCUGCCUACCCACUUUUGUGCCUGGGCCUGCUUGCCAAGUUUGUGAGGCCCAAGGCUUUCUUGUGGGAGGACGCGGGGCUGUCUUCAUGCUCUUUGGCAAUGAUUAAAGUGAGGAACAAGACUGCCAACGGAGACUGCCGAAAAGACCCCCGGGAGCGCAGCCGCAGCCCCAUCGAGCGUGCCGUGGCCCCCACCAUGAGCCUUCACGGCAACCACCUGUACACGUCCCUCCCCAGCCUCAGCAUGGAGCAGCCCCUGGCGCUGACCAAGAACAGCAUGGACGCCAGCAGGCCGGCUGGCAUCGCGCCCACGCUGACCCCUGCGGAGCGGCAGCAGAACCGGCCUUCGGUGAUCACGUGCGCCUCGGCCAGCACCCGCAACUGUAACCUCUCGCACUGCCCCAUCGCGCACAGCGGCUGCGUGGCGGCCGGGCCAGCCAGCUACCGGAGGGCCCCGAGCUCCACCACCACCUGUGACCCCGUGGUGGAGGAGCACUUCCGCAGGAGCCUGGGCAAGAACUACAAGGAGCCCGAGCCGGCGCCCAACUCGGUGUCCAUCACGGGCUCCGUGGACGACCACUUUGCCAAAGCCCUGGGUGAUACGUGGCUUCAGAUCAAGGCGGCCAAGGACGGCGCAUCCAGCAGCCCCGAGUCAGCCUCGCGCAGGGGCCAGCCCUCCAGCCCCUCGGCGCACAUGGUCAGCCACAGUCACUCUCCCUCCGUGGUCUCGUGAAGGGAGCACACAACCCUUGAACAAGAUGUCAAUCUGCAUGGUUUGCCUGAGCUUUGAACAGUCAGUGCUUAAAACACAGAAAAAAAAAAAAAUUUGUGGGGGGGUGGGGUAGGGGGAAGGGUAGGGAAGGGAUGGUUUAUUCGCAAAAACCAUGUCGUUGGGAUUUUUGUUCUGUUUUGUACUUGCUUGGUAUUCGUACCUGGGGGCCCUCCGACACGAGAGCAGGAGCUGCACGUGGAGCAUCCGAUGUAGCGUCCUACCUUCCUGCCUCAGUUACCAAAGAGACCUCUGAUGCAGGUCCGCUGCCCUGACGGGGGCCAGGACUCCACGGCGCACGCUUUCUCAGUCACAGGCCAUGACGUUGGUGACUCAAAUGCUUUGUGCUUUUUAUUUGCUUCUCGAGACCAGGGUGUGUGUGGCUUAGCUUCCAUUGCGUGUUUGGUCCGGCCCGCGCGUGCGUGCGCGCGCGUCUACUUGAAGAGAACAGAGAACUGUCGCGUCUGAUUUGCACUAUUGGAGGAGGGCUAAAGUUGCCUGCCUGACAACUUUAUGUGAGAUGCUAGUACUCUGAGGGCAAACUGCUGAAAAACAAAGGGUUUAAGGAUGACAUUUCUGACCAUUUGUGUUUUUUUUGUUGUUUUUUUUUUUGUUUUGUUUUGUUUUAAUUUAGACAAAACAGCUUUGGAAGGGGAAGUCUCAUACAGGUUAUAGGUCUUUCUCUCUAGAUUUCAGGUGCUCGCAACUGGACUGCAGACUCUACCAAUCACGGGCAUUUUUACCUUUCCUAAACACUGCAGUUUGUUAGACUAGAGCUGAGGUUGGACGAUUCUAUAGUGCUUUCAACGUGAUGCAUGUUUUAAUGGAGAAAAAUAGCUGGUUUCUAUUAAUUGUAUAGAUAGUAAACAAGAACCUUAAUACUUACUAGCUUCUUUUCAGAAUUAGUUUAUUUUUGUCAGUUACAGUCCUAGAUAUACUUACUGCUGGUACAGUUGUACUCUGAGAUUUGUGUUUGGUCGUCACACUACUCCUGAGCAGCGCGGGGCCGCCCGGCCCUGGAGACGGGCAGUCGAGUCGUUGGUCAGCCGCGGUGCAGGAUGCUGGAGUUUUUGCUGCCGGCUGACAUUUAUUUUUUGCAUCCCUGUCUGCUUAUUACUAGUGCCCAGGGGAGUUGGGAUUUGUGUCUUCCAACUUCCCUCCAUGCAGAAACUGUUCCCUUUCAACCCUUUUGGCUGAACAGCAGAUUACUGACAAUCUGUGAUAUGGUAUUUUGUGUGCUUCCUCGUACGCUGGGGCCAAGGCAGUAUACAUUCCUCUGACUUUAUACAGUUAUUACUGCAUUUAUUAUUGUUUGCUAUAGUAAUAGCUACUAACUAGAAAUUAGGCAAAGAAGAAAGCAUGACGGACACAGCUGUGGAUGUUCAACAGCUGCUCCUCUUUUUUGUGUUAAACGUACAUUUCUAUCCCCCCACCCCUCCACCGUGCGACAUUCCAGCCUCACCCACCAGAGGGCUUAAGAAGACACCUGCCCUGGUGACACAGGCGUAACCGCCUCCCCCCCCCCCCCCCCCCCCCCCCCCCCCCCCCGUGAGGCACCGUGGACUCGCGGGAGCCCUCCAGGCUGGUUUUCAGUGUAAGAAAAAUACAAGUUAGCUGGUUAAUUUUGAAAAUGGUCACUGGGAAAAAAAGGUCAGCGGAUUGGCUCUUGCUGUGGUCACAGGGUGGCCGCAGGUCUUUCAAAAGGCGAAAGAAAAGCCCUUCUCCUCUUGCCCCUGCACACAUUUCACUCCCACUUACUGGGCUUCCAGGCUUUCGCGUUCAGGCCCCUAUAUUUUCUGUAGGAAGAAAUCAGUGAGAACACUUUUUUUAUAUAGGUAACUUUAAGACCAUCAUUACGCUGUGCGUAAAGAAUGUACAGAGAAAUUUGUAGGUAUUUUUUGAAGAACAAUUAAUUUGUUAAUGAUAUGUAGCUAUUUAAUUUUCCCCUUUCCUAUUGUAAUCAUUUUUUUUUUUGGUUUGGAAAAAAAAGUUGAUCUUUUUUUUUUUUUUUUGUCGUAGAUUUGUCUGUAAAAGUGCAGGAACACAGUUAUUCUAUGAGAACACUGCAUCUGCCUUAAUAGCCACUAGUUUGUUAUUGCUACAGGCUACUGAGCGUUCACAGGAAAACAACCCCACUGCCGGUGGGCUCUGUGAAGAGCAGGCUCCUGGGACAGCCAUCUAGUCUGUCCCCAAGCGAGGCCGUUGCUUUGGGAGGAACGGCCCCGGGGCGCUGGCCUAUCUGGGAUAGGCGGUACCCUGGAGGGGCACCGGCAAGUGGGGAAGCAGAAAACCAAACAUUUCACUGGGAAAGGACACACUCCCUGGCCUCGGGAGGAGCACAGUGAGUUCUUCACAGAGCCACGCCGUUGCAGUGAGUUCUGACCGUUCUCUCCAUGUUUGUAAAUCUGUAAUAUACCAUUCUCUGUGGCCUGUUUUCCUGGAAGAAAAAAAAAGGUUUGGCAGGCCAUCUUUUUUUUUUGUACUUAAAAGUAGCCUUAAGAACAAUAAUAAAGUGCUCUUAAACCACA